This is a messenger RNA of Akanthomyces muscarius, 1626 nucleotides long. RefSeq lists its product as uncharacterized. Bases 1 to 1626 code for a protein of 541 amino acids. The transcript is spliced from 7 exons. Lineage: Eukaryota; Fungi; Ascomycota; Sordariomycetes; Hypocreales; Cordycipitaceae. Gene Ontology annotation, molecular function: heme binding; oxidoreductase activity, acting on paired donors, with incorporation or reduction of molecular oxygen; iron ion binding. The record is from RefSeq and is a predicted model, not a curated record.
AUGGCUAUCCCAAAAAGCAUUGCUGCUGACUUCACCUGGGAGCUCGCUGCGUACACAUCCCUCGCGUGUUGGGUCGUCUAUGCGGUAUGUCUGGGCGUCUACCGGUUGUGGUACAGUCCCAUUGCCCACCUGCCUGGCCCCAAGCUUGCCGCGUUGACGCAGUACUACGAAUUUUACUAUGACAUUAUUCUUGGUGGACAGUACACUUUUCGCAUUGUCGAGAUGCACAAGCAGUACGGUCCGGUUGUGAGGAUCAGUCCCUGGGAGGUCCAUGUUAGUGAUCAUGACUUUCAUUCUGAACUCUACCCAGGGCCGCACCGCCGUCGCCACAAGUGGCUGUUCUGGGCCAAGCAGUUUGGAGCUCCUCACAGUGGUCUGGCGACUCUCGACCACGACCAUCACCGGCUCCGCCGCACCCCCUUGAACCAGUUCUUCUCGACCAAGGGCGUUCGCGAUCUCCAACCCAUUCUCGAAGAACGGGUAGACCAGCUUCUAGGCCGUCUGCAUCGCGAGGGACGGGACCGUCCAACUGAGCCGCUUGAUCUCAUGUAUCCGUUCUCUGCUUACACCAACGACGUCAUCAAUCAAUACGCUUUUGCGCGAAGCGAUCACCUAAUCGAGGAGCCUGACUUUGGUGCUGCUACAAUUGACAGCCUCCUUAAGGGCACACAUAUGGGACCAAUCAUAAAACACAUGAACUGGGCUCUGACGCUCGUCAAUGCUCUACCAGAAUCAGUCUCGGGGCGCUGGGUGCCUGGCUGGGACGGUUGGUUGAAGCUCAAGAACGACAUCCUUGGCCAAAUUCGCGACAUCAAGGCUACACAAGGGACUAAGAACUGGGAACUCGAUGUCGACCACCCGACCAUUUUCCACGAAUUGCUUUCCUCCGAAAUACUACCCGACGUUGAAAAGGAGACUGAUCGCCUGGCGCAAGAUGGACAGAUUCUCGUCCAAGGCGGCACUCUGACUACAUCUUGGGCGCUCUCACUUGCCGUUUUCCACCUGUGCCACCGACCGGAAACACUCAAAAAGCUUCGCGACGAGCUGUUUGAGGCGAUUCCCGAUGUCAACGAGGCCGUCCCCCUCGCGCGGCUCGAGAGCCUGCCGUACCUGCGCGCCGUAGUCAAGGAGACACUGCGCCACAGCGUCGGCACGAGCAGCCGCCUGUCCCGCAUCGCGCCCGACGAGUCGUUUGACGUGGCCGAUCCCGACACCGGCAAGUCGUACCACAUUCCCGCCGGCACCGUCAUCAGCAUGAGCCCGUACCGCACCAUCAUGGACGCGAGCAUUUUUACGGACCCACUGGCCUUCCACCCCGAGCGAUGGCUCAACGAGGACGAACGGCUGGACGGGUAUCUGAUCAUGUUUGGCGGCGGCACGCGCGUCUGCCUCGGCCAGGCGCUCGCGCAGGCCGAGCUGCACCUGAUGCUGUCCAAGCUCUUUCGCCGCUGGGGUAGCGGCGGCGAGGUGGGCGGAGACGAGACGGGUGACAGGCGCGAGGGUGACGUGGGUGUGUUUAAGAUUUUCGAAACGACGCCAAAAGAUUGUGAAAUGGCGUCGGAUUACUUUAUCCCAUUGCCUUACAAGGGCAGCAAGGGUUUGCGAUUUCUUCUGGAAGCUUUUUAA